AUGACGUGUCGUGUCAUUAAUCUCCUCGCCGCCUCUCCCAGAAUGGAUUCUCCGCCAGAGUGUGUGUUGGCGCUCUCCUGUGAGCAGCCCCAGUCUCCACCAACACUUCCAUCAUUGGACCACAGCCCACAGGCGUCCUCCCCUCACACCCAGCUCUCCUUACCCGACAGCCCGCUGGUUCUGCCAAUCCACAGCCCAGAACCUUCCCCGUGCAGCCCGGCCGCUACCCCUUACUUCCCCCUGUCUCCGUUCCCCCUCCACCAAGACAACAGCAACAGCCGCAACAUUCAAGAUGACGAGGAGGAGGACGAGGAGGACGAGGAGGAGGAAGAGGAGGAUGAGGAAAGGUUGGAUGGGGUUCCUCCAUCCCCCAUGCCAGCGGUGGCCCUCUUCCCAGGAGGAGGGGGGCAGGAGGACGGUUUGGAGAGCUCCCCCCCGGCAACGCCAUCAGCUCCCCCCCUUGGGUUUGGAGCACUGGAGCUGGCCCUCUCUUCUGGCCAGGGAGGAAACUGCAAUGACGAGCUGGACCUCCAGCUUUUCCAGAAGGAUGUCGUUACUGGGGCAAUACCUGGAGUGGGUGGAGCCUCAUCAGGCCCCGCCCUCAAGUUUCCCUGUCACGUGUGUGGGAAGAGGUUCCGCUUCCAAAGUAUUUUGUCUCUCCAUGCACGGGCUCACAGUCUGGACCGGGACCGCCGAGCUUCGGCCCUGUACAGGACCGGUCUUCCUCCAGCCGCUUUGCAACAACAGCACCUCAAGGUCCAGCAAAAUCACAAGAUCUUAAUGCAAAACAAGCACAGCCACCAGAACCAGCGCCAGCUAUCCGGGUCUCUAAUCCAAAAUCUCAGAGAAGACGUGGAGGUCGACAGGGAACACGUCAAAACAUUACAUGAGGGCCUACAAAAAGACCAGAACCAGAAUUUUCUACUGGAUGAAAGCACACCCCUGACCCCUCCACUGACUGAAGACCCACUGCCUGUCACCUCCCCAACCUCCUCUGGAAGUGCUACCAUCGGGGAUGUCACCUCUGCUCCUGCAGCAACUUCGUUCCGCUGCCACGCCUGCAAGGGAAAAUUCCGCACGGCCUCGGAGCUGGCACGCCACGUCCGCAUCCUCCACAACCCGUACAAAUGCACACUCUGCCCCUUCUCUGCCAGUCAAGAGGAACGCCUGGCAUCUCACCUGCAGGAGUGCCACCCCUCCCCCGAGGUACCCUCCCUGCCCCUUGCUUACAGCUCCAGGCCCGUUGUUGCGACUCCUGACACACCCGUGCCCACCCCUACCCCGACACCAUCUCCUAUGCCCACUGCACCUCAGCCGGCCACUGCUGCAGCACCCCCCGCCUUGCCAGCAUUCCGCUGCGACACUUGCGGACAGCGCUUCACCCAGUCAUGGUUCCUGAAGGGCCACAUGCGCAAGCACAAGGACUCCCUGGACCAUAAGUGUCAGGUGUGUGGUCGUGGGUUCAAGGAGCCCUGGUUCCUCAAGAACCACAUGAAGGUCCACCUCAACAAGCUUGGACUCAAGGCGGGUUUAGGGGCCCUUGGGGGGCUGGCGGGGGAUGACCACCAGGCCAAAGUCUCCACGGGCAACCCAUCUCUCAACGCCCUCUACUCCAGCCUCCUUCUGGCCCAGCGAGGAGGAACAGGGAGAGGUGGACGAGGCAGAUCGGAGAGGGACGCAGGAGGCAGAAGUGGGAUGGUUUCCAGCAAAUCGGCCAUCCUCGGCUACCUGGGGUUGCCUAGUGACGGGGGCGGGGCCAGCUGCAUGGAGCGGCUCCAGGCAGUAGCGCAGGUGGCAGAGAUGGGAAAUGGUGGAGUCAGCAGUGGCUUGGGAGCAGGUGACCGAGGAAGAGGAGGAGGAGGAGGAGGAGGGGAAAUGCCGUCAUCGGUGUCUGAUGGAGGAGAGCAGGCAGCUAUGUGGCAGCUGGUGGCUCGCAGCCUGAUGGCGGCUCAGCAAGCCCAGCAGAGAGGCCAGCAGCAAAGCCAGCGAGGUCCAGGCCGGAGCACUGCAAUCGGGGAGGCCGACCAGGUCAGGGCCUACCUUGGAAGCCUGGACCCCAGGGAUGAGUCGGCAGGCUCUGGACCUGCCGUAGGGGGAGCAGCAGCGGGAGGCCCAUGGGAAUGCCCCGACUGUGGGAAGCUGUUCCGAAGCCUGCAGCAGGCAGUGGUCCAUGCCCGGGUUCACACUCAGAGACCCCCGAAGGGAGGCGGCGGUGAGGAGGAGGCAAGCAGGAGUUGUCGGGGAGCAGCAGGGGGAGGGACGAGAGGUGGCGGGGAGGGGAGGCAGGAGCCUAAACUCCACAGUGGUGGAACGCAGCAAGCGGCCGGUGGAUUUCACUCUCUCAUCUCAAACUUCCAAGGAGAGAAGGACUUGACAGCAAUCUCCUCCGUACCUUCACUUUCCACCAGGGAGCGUGUACGCGGCUCAGGGGUGAAAGAUUGCCCCUACUGCGGUAAAGCCUUCCGCUCCUCACACCAUCUCAAAGUGCAUCUGAGAGUUCACACUGGUGAGAGACCCUACAAAUGUCCCCACUGUGACUAUGCCGGCACCCAGUCGGGCUCCCUGAAGUACCACCUUCAGAGGCACCACAGGGAGCAACGCAAUGCACUUUCAGCCUCCUCCUCCUCUUCCUCCUCCUCCAACAACUCAUCCACUAGCCUCACCUCCACCAUUGCCAGCCUGGCUUCAGGAGCUCCAUCGCGUGGAGAUGGGCUGGUCAAACAACGCCGGUCUCAAGUGUCCUCCCAACAUCUGGCCACCCGAGGCCCAACGGAGACUCCUUCCUCCAGACACAGCCAGCAGCCCUGGCUCCUGGGCCUUCCAGACCAACAGGAGCAUCAGAAGGCCUUGGCCGCUCUGAGAGAUGUCGACUUGGAGACCCAAUACAGGUAUCUGUCCGGCGUCAUGGGGGCGCUCUAUCAAGGUGGGAUAGAGGGAGGCUGGGUCAGGGAGUCCACCCCACUGAAGGCCCCCAAAGUGUCCCGUCGUAAACCCCUCACUACCAGUCGAAUGGUGCAGCCAUUGAACGGAGGGAGCAAGGAGGCAUCUGCACCUUCCACCCAUGAAGGCGGUUUUGAACCCCUGGAUCUGUCCCGUCGGCCUUCCCCCAGCCUUGGAGGGAUGGAGGAGGAUGGAGGGACAGUUGUAGGGGAAGGAGGAGGUGGUGGCGGAGGCGAUGGGGUGAUGGGGGUCACCCUGAGCCAGUGUUUGUUCUGCCCCUUUCGCACCUCCUCAGCAGAGCUGAUGGCCAUGCAUCUCCAGGUCAACCACACCAGUAAGUCCAGGCGUAAAAGAGGCUCCUUGGCUUCUUUGGAUGAUGACAGACCCCAAAAGCCCACCCGGCCCCGCAUUAAUGACGCAGACCCGGACCCCCUGGCUGUAUGGAGGUAUGUGAGUGAGGCUGAGGAGCAGGCACCACUGGGGGAAUGGGCCUUGGGCCACCAUCCCACCCACAACGGGCUUUAUGAAGAUGCAGCAGAGAAGCUUGGGAACACCCUUCACCCUCAAGCCCCAACCCUGGUCGCAGCAUCAAGGAACAAUACUGGUAUCCCGGCACACAAGGCCAAAACAGAGGGAGAUGAUGAAGAGCAGGAUGAGGAGGUUGAGGAGGUUUUGGAGGAAGCAGAAGAAAGUAGCAGCCCAGGGGAUUCACCGAGUUUGAGGAGACCCCUCCCUCCAUCACCAGCCAUGGGCUCUGAUCACAUGAUGCCAGAGGAGGAACGAGUCUUGGCAGAUUAAGAAUGACAUCGUGUAGGGAAGCGGGGGGGGGGGUUCUUAAGGUUUUCAGCCUCUCUUAAAGAGAAAUAAUCAAA
This is a messenger RNA of Lampris incognitus (smalleye Pacific opah), 3812 nucleotides long. It is a transcript of the gene znf219, whose product is annotated as zinc finger protein 219. Gene Ontology annotation, biological process: regulation of DNA-templated transcription. The transcript is spliced from 4 exons. Lineage: Eukaryota; Metazoa; Chordata; Actinopteri; Lampriformes; Lampridae. The record is from RefSeq and is a predicted model, not a curated record. Gene Ontology annotation, molecular function: RNA polymerase II cis-regulatory region sequence-specific DNA binding; DNA-binding transcription factor activity, RNA polymerase II-specific. The coding region runs from base 1 to 3738 and encodes 1245 amino acids. Gene Ontology annotation, cellular component: nucleus.